This is a messenger RNA of Diabrotica virgifera virgifera (western corn rootworm), 595 nucleotides long. RefSeq lists its product as uncharacterized. The transcript is spliced from 2 exons. Bases 213 to 518 code for a protein of 101 amino acids. Lineage: Eukaryota; Metazoa; Arthropoda; Insecta; Coleoptera; Chrysomelidae. The record is from RefSeq and is a predicted model, not a curated record.
GGAUAGAAUAGAAAAACUUGCAGAUCAUCAGUAAUAAAUUUUAACGUCUAAAUAAUAUGGUAAUUUGAGACUCCCCAGAUAUAUUAGCUAAUUCAAAAACAACUUGGAUGAGGCACACACGCGUAUAAAUAGAAGAUAUUAUUUUCAGUAGCAGAUAUUCUGAAUUUAGUUAUUUCAAGUUGACAAAGCAGCUGGUUCAGUAAGAAGACACAAUGUUUAAAGUAGCUGUUGUAGUUUGCUUUCUUAUGGCAGCAAUAUAUGCGAGCCCACACGGAUCCCAGAAGUACUUUGAUACACAUGUCCAUACAGUUCCUCAAGUUGAUGAGUAUCACCGCGAACUAGUACCCCACAAAAAUCACUACCAUGUCGUCGAGGAACCCGUAUCAACCAGCCAACACCAUCGCAUAUACUACCCCGAACCAAUCGAUACUCAGCUCGAUGUCUUUGUCCCUCACGGUGGCCACUACGACCACUUUAAACGAAUCGACCACCACGAUCACCACGGUCACCAAUAUUGACACGGAUAUGAAUAAUUGAUAAAAUGUAACUUCUUUGACUGUUCUUUAAAUUCAAAGAAAUAAAAACAUUAAUUCGU